UGCGCAAAUACUGCUGGGCACACAGACAAAAUGUGCGCACACUCCACACCAAACAGGAAGACUGUUUCUGGUGGCUGGUGACCCGUCAGAUUUGUCUCUGAAGAGGAAUGUUUCUGAACGGUUGCCUCUGAAGAACGCAGUGGGAAACUAAAUGAAAGGAGAAGGAAUGGGAGUUCGUCCCUCACCUCUCUGACUCUGGGGAAGUCAUCCAAAAGCCAAGAGGGUGAUGGUUUCAAACUAAUCCCUUAAGCCAACACGUUUCAGUCAUGUUCACUCCCAGGAAAAACAGCCUCCCCUCGCCCAGCCUGGAGGACUCCUUCUUUCCUCUCUCCUCUUCCUCUUCGGUGUCUCUCUUUGCUUUGCAGUCGGCCUCGUCCCCCCCUGACGGCGUGGAUGGCGGGGGGGCGAUAGAGACUGACCUGAUACUGGCUGCAGAACUGGGACGGGCCUUGCUGGAGAAGAACGAGGAGCUGGCAGAAACUCUGCAGCAGAGAGAGAAAGAGGUGGAGGCUUUACAGCAGGAGAAGCACGUCCUGCAGAGGAAGCUGGAGAUGAAUGAACUGGAGUCUGGGCAGAAGGAGUCAGAGCUCAACACAGACUUAGCUUCACUGAGGGCAGAGCUGCAGAAAUACCACAGCGAGGGGCGGGACCGGAGGAAAGACGACAGCGAGCAGAUGACUCAGUUGGCCAAUCACAACCAGAGACUAGUGGAGCAACUAUCUGAGGCUGUAACACUGGAGCACUCCCUGAGGACCGAGCUCCGCACCCUCAGAGAAGAGAUGGAGGAGUCAUCCUUUAGUCGAAAUAUCAGCUUCACACAAUUAGAAAAUAUGCAAGCUGAGAACAGAGUAUUGCAGGAGCGGCUGUUGCACAUGGAGACGCAGCUAAAAGCGUCAGAGGAUAACAGCCAGAGGCUCCGUGUGGAGAGAGACGGACUGCGGGACAGACUGUCAGAGCUUCAUGUUAAACUGACUGAGAAGGAAGCUGAGAUAGAGCAGGAGCAGGGGGUUGUGUUUGAGUUACGUACCUUGAAUCGCUCUUUGCAACAAAAAGAUCUGAACCUGGGAGAGGAGAGCUUCCCGGACAGUACGCACACACAACCUUUGUCUCUGCUCAGUGAAAUUCAGCAGACACAGGCUACAGAGGCUCUCUUGGCUCACUCCUCAGCGCUGCAGGCCAAAGAUGAAGAAAUACAAGCAUUAAAGGACGAGUUCCAGUCUCAGCAAAAGGAACUUGAGUCUCUCAGGGAAGAAAUUAAACCCUUCAGAGGAGGAGAAAAUCAGAGCUACAGCUCUCUGGAGAGUGAACUGGCCAAAGUCCAUCAGGAGAAAGAAACGCUCACUCAGCAGCUUCUCAACACAAUCAAACACAAGGUGGUGCUGACUCAAGAACUGGAUGCCUGGCAGGAGGACAUGCGCUUCGUCAUCAAUCAACAGGUGCUGCAAAGGGAAGAGGAGAAGAAGAAGAAGAAGAAGAAGGAGGAAAAGCAGGAGAAGGAGAGCCCUUUUGGACUCCAAAGGAGCAAGUCUUUGAAAGUGAAGGGUGAAGGAGGAAAAGGAUUCUUUUCCUCUUUAUUCAAGGACAAAUAAGACUCGGCUUCAUUUGUCCUUUUGGCAGCAGACGAUGGACGCUGAUCAAUAUCAGCAAUUUAAAUGUUUACAAUUGUACUAUCUGAAUGUACUUUUCUGUUUGUAAUUAUGUACAGCAUAUUAAUAAUUUUAAACUUUUAAUAAAAACAUUACAAUUUCAUGUGAUUUUUCUUCUGUAAUCUGCAAACAAUCUCCUAUUUUUUAUGUAAAUAUAGGGGAACAGACUGUUUCCUUCAUUAUUCUAUUUAAAAUUGUGUACUUCAAGCAGGAAGAGCUGAUGGUCAGAACACAGGGUGAGAUUAGAAGAGGUGAGGUAUUAUGUUUUCCUGCUGUGAAUCAUGCAAAGCAUUAUCUCAGAGAAAGAGCUAAAAAUAAGAAAGUGCCUCUGUGUGGUUCAUAAAUGUGAAGGGGAGGGGGAAUUUUGAUUGUCAUGGAACCAUGACUGAAACCAUCAUGUUUUAGCCUCUAGUAGAAAACAAUGAGAGCAUUUCUAUCUUUUCUCCCAGAAUCACAAUUUGGAUUCUAAAUGGUCGGUAAGUUUGGACUGACUGUUUUAGUGAAUAUUUUUCUGAAUUGUCAAGAGUUGCCAGAGAGUCAAUU
Poecilia reticulata (guppy) is the source of this 2189-nucleotide messenger RNA. RefSeq names its product BICD family like cargo adaptor 2 (gene bicdl2). Lineage: Eukaryota; Metazoa; Chordata; Actinopteri; Cyprinodontiformes; Poeciliidae. Gene Ontology annotation, biological process: Golgi to secretory granule transport; vesicle transport along microtubule. The record is from RefSeq and is a predicted model, not a curated record.